AUGCUUUUCGGACUCGUCUUCAUAUGCACUCGCAUCUCGCAGAUCGUCACUCUGAUACCUCCAGUUGGCAUGCUGAGUUGGUUUGUCAAAAAGUUCAACGACGCAAACAUCCUCACGCCCGACGACAUCCUGGUCCUCUUCAUCGUCACCGUCCUCGCAUUGGGCUGGGCUCUCCUCACGCUGCUCUACUACUCGCGAUCGUCUCACAACGGCAUGUUCGUGUCCUUUGUCGACCUCUGCUUUCUCGGCGCCCUCAUCGCCGGCAUCUACUACCUGCGCAAGAUCCAAUACGCCGACUGCCAAGACCCGUCCGUCGACAGCAUCUGGUACAAUCACAUUCACAACGUGGGCAUCCCCGGAUACUCUUGGCAGAUUCAAAAGCCGUGCGCCAUGCUCAAGGCCUCCUGGGCGUUUGCCAUCAUGAACACCGUCUUUUUCGCCGUCACCGCGCUUGCGGCCUGGAGCCAUGGAGACAGCGUCAUUGUCGAGGAGCGCGUCGUGCGUCAUCGCAGCUCGCACAGCGGCCACCAUAGCCAUCGUCGCCGAAGCCAUUCCAACUCGGGCCACAGCUACCACUCUUCGCGCCGAGUAUACGUAUGA
Molecule: messenger RNA, 600 nt
Organism: Trichoderma asperellum CBS 433.97
Lineage: Eukaryota; Fungi; Ascomycota; Sordariomycetes; Hypocreales; Hypocreaceae
Source: RefSeq, a predicted model, not a curated record